Messenger RNA from Toxoplasma gondii ME49, 1119 nucleotides. Its product is annotated as glycosyltransferase, group 2 family protein. The coding region runs from base 1 to 1119 and encodes 372 amino acids. The record is from RefSeq and is a predicted model, not a curated record. The transcript is spliced from 6 exons. NCBI's taxonomy places the organism in Eukaryota, Apicomplexa, Conoidasida, Eucoccidiorida, Sarcocystidae. Gene Ontology annotation, cellular component: Golgi apparatus.
AUGAAGAUUCACCAAGAUGAAACAAGUGAAGCACUUUGUUUCAGUUUCGGAGUCGUGUCCGAAGAAGGAGGCUUAAAUCAAUUCCGGAAAGCAACAUCGCGAGAAGAAGGUCCGUACUACACCGGCUGCAGUGAAAAUGCUGUGACAUCCUUGUGCAGUUUUGCUUCAUUCAAACAAUUGAACAAUCUCCCCAAUCCCGUUUCAAUAAGCUUGGAAGCGCCCGAUUGGAGAGUACCGGAGUGCAAGCACCAAGCCUCAGUGCCCAUCGCUUAUGACUUUGCGCUCAGACUGGCAAAAUAUGACCUUACUCUUCUCCCAGCCGCGUCUAUCAUCAUAGCCUUCUACAACGAGUAUCCCACCGCGCUGCAUAGAACACUGCACAGUAUUCUUCAUCGGACGCCGCUACAGCUCUUAGAGGAAAUAAUUUUAGUCGACGACGGAAGCACUUUUCCUUUCAUCACGGAUGACAAUGCACCGCAGUCUCUGUCUCAAUACGUGAAGACACUCCCGAAAGUUCGCUUACUCCGCCACCAGACUCGGAAGGGAGUGACUGUGGCCCGGUCAACCGGUAUCCGGGCUGCGAAGAGCCAUGUAUUUGUAAUAUUGGACAGUCACGUGGAGGUUGGUUACCAAUGGCUUGAGCCACUGGUAGCUCGCGUGGCUUCAAAUCCGGAGACCAUAGUCUUUCCUGUAGUUGAUGCUGUCGACUACCGAACCCUGGAAUUCAAAAGUAGCGGGGUUGGUUGUACCCUGGGGCUGAUUUGGUCUGUGAUGGAGCAUGGCUUUGUUCCUUUGUCGCCUGAACGUCUUGCCUACUCUCCUGGAGCUUACCGCCCGUCCCCGACAAUGAUGGGAAGUGUGUUUGCAGCGGACAAAAACUAUUUCCUCCAGCACGGGGGGUACGACGAGGGGAUGAGAUUUGAGGGGGCCGAGAAUAUCGAACUCUCUCUACGCCAGUGGCAGUGCGGAGGACGCCUCGAGUGCUCUCCUUGUAGCCGAGUUUUCCAUCUUUUUCGAAGCGGCGCCGACGCUCAGCCGGUACCCUUAUACUCCCUUCUAGCCAACAAAGUGAGGACGAUGGCUGUGUGGAUGGAUGAAUACGGAGACCUCGCCUGGUAG